Messenger RNA from Scomber scombrus (Atlantic mackerel), 1062 nucleotides. RefSeq names its product F-box/WD repeat-containing protein 7-like. Lineage: Eukaryota; Metazoa; Chordata; Actinopteri; Scombriformes; Scombridae. The annotation marks the transcript as partial. The record is from RefSeq and is a predicted model, not a curated record. The transcript has 5 exons.
UGGCGGUUGUUGAGGAGGCUGUAGACGGAUAAAUCUCUCAGCUCUCUCACGCUAUUGCCUCUCAGUGGAUGUGUUUCACCCCCCUCUCUUAUAAUGCUCACAUGUCCUCCCCGAUAAAUGUAACGGAGUUAAACGGGGGUCGACCAGCAGUCUCCUCGGUGUGACAGAGCAGCUAGCCCGCUAACAGCUCCAGGUUUGUAGAGGCUAAGUUAGCUGCUAGCUGCUGGUGGCUCAAACACUGACUGACUGCUGGAGACCAACACACGGAGAGAGGGAGCCUUUACCUGCACGGAGGGGCCUGCUGCUGCCUUCAACCAUCUUCACAUUUUCUGAGCCUCCUGCCUUCCACCCUCAUUGCCCCGUGGCUCAGUUGGUGUCUCAGCAACACUUCAAAGGGGGGAAGGUCUGCGGCGCUGCAGAUAACGCGCUGUACCCCCAAGCACCAGCGAGCUCUUCCAGAGCCCCUACGCAGUUCCUCAACUGACAGGAAGAAUCAACCCUUAGAGUGGGAUCUGGAGUGGAGAAGACCAAUUGUGGCCUGAACAAAGACAGACAGAGAGAACUCAUGUCAAGCCCUUCCCCUCUUCAGACAGCCUAGCGAAGGUCCAGGAGGUAGCAAGCUGGCUUUUGGAAAUGAACCAGGAUCUGCUGUCGGGGGGCAGCAGCAGCAGGCGGAGUCGGGGGCCGGGGGGUCCGGCAGUGCGAGGUAACGCCUCCUCCACGGCCCGGGCACCCCAGCAGGCAGCAGAGGAGGGUGAUGAAGAUGAGCACAUGAACCGGGUAGUAGAGGAGGACGAGCAGCUGCAGCAAAGGCCUGAGGCAUCGCAGGUUGACGAUGAGAGAGAACAACCAUGGGCGCCCAGCGAGUCAGGAGCCAGCAACGGCCCCCGGGGAGACGAGGAAGGGGAAGAGGACGCAGAGGGCCCGCCAAACGAAGUGAACGGAGGAGAGAAGGGAGCCCGAUGGGUGUGGGGGGCAGAGCAGAGGCGGCUGCAAGGCCAGCAGUUGGGCGAAGAAGACGAGGAGGAAGAAGAAGAGGAGGAGAACAACAACAGCAGCAGC